Molecule: messenger RNA, 801 nt
Organism: Angiostrongylus costaricensis
Lineage: Eukaryota; Metazoa; Nematoda; Chromadorea; Rhabditida; Metastrongylidae
Source: the annotation of a GenBank genome assembly
AUGUUUGCGCUCCUCGUCAUGGGACUCUACCCAUUGACAUUGGGUCAGUCACCACUCACCAAAGCGUGGAAUGAGGCAUUACCCGGUAUUCAACCGUUUUGGGAAAAAUACCAGACCGGACCGCACGGAGUGGUGAUCCGAGGAUGGCAAUUCAGUAGAUGCGCCAGCGAACAGUGGACAAACUACGUAGUGAACGUAUCGAAUAUCGUCAUCUGGCCUGACUAUCCUAGAUUCCCGGGUCCCAUUUUUUUCAACGUUACGAUGGACGUCGCAGAAGAAUUGCCCAGCGAUAAGAUCGAGAUGGACCUUGAGGUUCGUCAUGCAGUGACGAAUAAGCAAGGUUCAAAAGGAUGGCAAGUGAUACCAUGUCAGGGAUGGAAUAUCAUUGAUGGUUGUGAUGGUGUUGGAUCAUGUCGUUACUGCGACAUGUUGGAAAAGUGUAACGAAGCAGUGAAAGGAGCGCACAAGUUCAUCAAGGACGCCAAAGCUCACCAAUUCCUGCGGGAGAACAAGUUAUGUCCACCUCCGAAGGGACACUGGACGAUGACGUUCUCGAAGGUGUUCUCUUCGGAAGAUCUCCCCAAGUCAUUUUUCGGACCUCUGCAAUCUAACGAGUACUGGCUAACGUUCUCGUUUACCGACGGAAAGGACCGAAAACUCGGCUGUGCUCGGUUAUGGGUAGACGUGUGCAAAUAUCAUCUACAGGACAAAGCGCAGAAGUGUCUGCGGGAUCCGAAUGCGUUCAAGAACUUCAUCAACGAGAUUUCGUCGCAGGCUGAACAGAUUAGAAAUCGGGGAUAG